UCUACAAACCGGAUGUGAGGAGACGACAUUUAAAGGUCUACUUUGACCUUUCUCUUCGGCGUAUACGUACACGUACCAACCGGUUUCUUAAACGAUGACUUACUGAAAGCUCACGUUGGUUCACGUCUUGGAAGUUCAUGUAAUACGUUCAUCGCUGUUGAGUCAUAGUGUCAGUUCGAGAUCGAUCAGUGUAUAAAAUUACUCUAGCUGCAGACAUUGUUUAUUCGUUUUCUGCGUAGAGUGAAAUUUGUUUACCUUGUAUUCGAUCUAGUUUAUAUACAUUGUUGUCUUUAAAAUACACUACGAUUGAACACAACUGUCUUUGAAUAAUUUGUGUAUUGUCUACGUUUCCAGGUAUCAGCGCCAUAAUUUUGUGGUAAUGGAUGUCAAUUUGAGUGGUCAAGCAGAAGAAAUGGACAGUGGUAGUCAGCCAUCUGCAGAGGAAUUAUAUGCGGUUUCAGCAAGUUUGAAUUCUCCAGCCGCAAAAGUAUCACAUUUUAGUUGCAGCAAAUGCAUUUGUCAUUCCAGCUGGAAAGUUCUGAGUGGUUCAGACACAAAGUUAGUAGCAAUUUCUCGGCAGAGUUGGAUUCGCUUGCAUGAAGUAGCCACCAUCCGAGGAGACGGGUUGCUUGAGUUCUUCUCAAAUUGUGCAGUGACACAAACUGAUCCACCAAGCUAGAGGUUUCUACAAUCGAAAGUGUUACCCUGAAUACACAAAUAAAGUUAACAUUGAGCGGUUUAUUCGAAAGCUGCAACCUAUAGCUACUGUGGUGCAAAAUGCAACGGCUAGCCACACAACUUUGUCUUCUCAGGAAAGAUCAAGAAGAAGCGCAAUUCCAUCAACAAAUUUUGCUUGGUGCGUCAUUUGCCAACGGAACACCAGCAAAUAGAAGCGGUCACAAUUCCGUCUGAGCGAGUGCCAGCUGGAUAUUGGUGCAUCCAGACUACACGAAGUUGCAGAGAUUAAACACGACCAACGCAUCAAACUUGCUUUGAGAGGCAAGACCUUUUGCUAAAGAAGUGAAGUACCACAAGACUUGUUACAAACGAUUGACGCGGUGCGUUGAUCAAGUAAGCUUGACAAAGAAACUGAAUAAGAUGCUGCUCACCCUGCUGCUGGUCAUAGAUCAUCUCGUAUUGAUUUUGUUGUAGACACCUAUCCAUCAGUUUCUACAAAGGCAUACGAGAGGGCUUCUCGCUCUACAGCUGGAACAAUACGUGUCAAGAUUUUCGAUGGUCAACAGUCUUGUCCUAAGCAAUGAAAAAUAAUUCUUUCAGCAGACGAAAACAAGUUAGAGCUUGUAUAUUUUUUGGUACAGAUGUGUGGCAGCAGUAGGUAUGCCGAACGGCUAUAUGGUGUGCAGCUAUUCGUCUGUCAUCGACAACUCUGCAGCCUUCUUACAUCAGAAGAUGCUUCCGCAGCCCUUGUUUUUUCGGUACCAGCUCUUACUUCAGAUCAUGAAGAGGCCGACAGUCGCAUUUUCUUACAUGCCAACAUGCAUCAAAUGGUGGCUUUACCUGUGUUGUCAUAUCCUCUCCUGACACCGACGUAGCAGUGAUAGGAAUCCAUCAUGCCAAUGCCAUCAACGCAUCAUUGCUAUGGCUCACUAGCACAAAGGUAAGUACGACGCGGUUGCAUUAAUCUCACGGAAAUCGCUCUCAAUUUAGGCGAAGACAUGUCUGCUGCGCUCUCUGGCAUACACGCUUUUUCUGGCUGCGACACGACGAAUGCCUUUGCUGGAAAAGGCAAAAAAAAUAUUUUUCGAUUAGCUUCUCAAAGCGACUGUUUACGUCCUGCGAUGACCAGAAUAGGAUGCAGCUAGACUAUGACUGAAGAGUUGUUUAGUGAAUGUGAGAAGUUUGUAUGCCAUCUUUACGGUUUGCCAACAUGUACCAGUGUCAACGAGGUUCGGUACGAGUUAUUUCGCAUAAUGGUCGAAGCACAGCAGAUGCCACCAACUCAAGAUGCUCUUCGGCAGCAUGUAUUACGGGUUAGUUAUCAAAGUUUUGUAUGGAAAAAUGCUUUGUACUCUAUGCAGAAUAUGCCUAGUCCGCACGGUCACGGAUGGAUUGUUGAAACUGAUGAAAACGGUUCUCACUUACAUGUCUGCUGGAUGACACAGCUUCAUGCCCCAAAAGCGCUGUUGGAGCUGGUAAGCUGCAAGUGCAAUGUCGGAUUUACUGCACAGCAAUGUUCGUGUCUUCGUGCUGCUUUGUGCUGUACCGAUUCAUGUGGUUGCAGAAAUUGCAAGAAUUCGAGCAAGCAAAUAGACCUUCCUAGUCCAGUACUAUUGGAAGAAGAAACUCCUGAAUCUGACAUUCCGACUGAUGAUAGCGAUAAUGAUGACUAUAGUGAUAGCGAAUAAGUGAUCAAGUGUAUGAUUGCAAGCACGCUCGAAUAAAUUCAAUUAUUUUACUCUAGUAGAUCAAGUUAUUUCUAGAAGCAAAUUGAUGCAAUAAAAAUUUGAAACAGAUUAAAGUGCAAUACGAAAAAUAUAAACAUAAUGUUG
This is a messenger RNA of Corticium candelabrum, 2510 nucleotides long. RefSeq lists its product as uncharacterized. The record is from RefSeq and is a predicted model, not a curated record. NCBI's taxonomy places the organism in Eukaryota, Metazoa, Porifera, Homoscleromorpha, Homosclerophorida, Plakinidae. The coding region runs from base 1827 to 2366 and encodes 179 amino acids. The transcript has a single exon.